AUGAGCGCGUCACCACUGCCAACUAAAGCGGCCGCGAGGAACUCUCUUCUCGUCUCAUACCUAGCCCAACUCAACACACAUCCUUUACGAACAAAGUGCGUUACUCUCGGUGUACUCACGUUCUUGCAAGAGGUGCUAGCCACUCAUUUGGCUGGUGUCCCCGUACGCAAUCCUCCUAAAGACGCACCUAGUUAUCGUCAUGCUCUUGCCCAGGCAAAGGUCGAGCAGAAGGCAUUCACGAUGGCUCUCUACGGUGGUCUCGUCUCUGCCCCGCUCGGUCACGUUCUCGUAGGUACAUUGCAGAAGGCAUUCGCAGGUAGGACAGGGAAGUGGGCAAAGUUCGGGCAGAUUCUUGCGAGCAAUUUGUUGGUAGCGCCUAUACAGACUGUCGUGUACCUCGCAUGCAUGGCUGUGAUCAACGGCGGGAGGACGGUUGACGUUGUUGUCAAGACCGUUAAAGGCGGAUUCAUGGCUGUCAUCAGGGUGAUGUGGAUUAGUAGCCCGUUGUCCAUGCUGUUUGCACAGAGAUUCCUCGCUCCUGAGCUCUGGGUGCCCUUCUUCAACUUGGUUGGAUUCACUAUGGGAACAUACUUCAACACCCGGGUAAAACAACUUCGCCUCGCUGCGGAAAAGAAGGCCAAGAAGGAGAAAGAAGAUAGGAAGACGCAGUGAGCGAUGUGUCACGUAUUUAUUCUCAAUACCCUCUUGUAUCAGCAGUGGCGUUAUACUGUAAACGGAGAGCCUAGUCUUGCU
Messenger RNA from Stereum hirsutum FP-91666 SS1, 753 nucleotides. RefSeq lists its product as uncharacterized. The coding region runs from base 1 to 672 and encodes 223 amino acids. The record is from RefSeq and is a predicted model, not a curated record. Gene Ontology annotation, cellular component: cytoplasm; membrane. The transcript is spliced from 7 exons. NCBI's taxonomy places the organism in Eukaryota, Fungi, Basidiomycota, Agaricomycetes, Russulales, Stereaceae.